ACCUGGCAACCCUGAUUCAGAGCGCAAGAUCAGGACGAUCAUGGCGGCGCAAACCCCGGCGCUUGUUUCAGCCCAAUGGCUUGCAGAUGCGAUAAAAAACAACCUUAUUGGACCGAAUCUUCGAAUUCUGGAUACGUCGUGGUACCUAGCGAAAUUAAAACGCGAUGCAAACGCGGAAUUUAACGAACAGCACAUACCUGGAACUUCGUUCUUUGAUAUUGACAAAUGCUCCGACAAAACUUCCUCGAUGGAUCAUAUGCUCCCAACUGCAAGCUACUUUGCUGAGUAUGUGGGGGGUUUAGGUAUAGGAAACGAUACACAUGUAGUAGUGUACGAUACCAGCGAUUUUGGGUCAUACAGCGCACCCCGCGUGUGGUGGAUGUUCCGGUUAUUUGGGCACAAUUCUGUGUCGGUCCUGGACGGUGGUAUGAAGAAUUGGCUGGCCGAGGGGCAUUCGGUCACUGCAGAAUACACCAAGCCAGGACAUGCGGAUUUCAAGGCGACCGCCAAUCAAUCAUGGGUCAAGUCGUAUGAAGAUGUGCUAAAAAACAUCGAGACCAAACAGGUGCAAGUGGUUGACGCAAGAUCCGCCGGCAGGUUCCGGGGAACCGAACCAGAACCAAGAGAUGACACUGAGCCUGGCCACAUUCCUGGUACUAUCAACAUGCCUUUUGCCAAGUUCAUGGAUGCCUCAGGCAAGGAGUUGGAGCUUGAAGUGCUGGCAAAAAUGUUCCGGGAGGCUGGGGUGGACUUGGAGAAACCGUUCUGGGUAACCUGUGGGUCAGGGGUCACUGCAUGCCAUGUGGUUCUGGCUGCUCACCUGCUGGGACAUUCAGGGUCGGUGUCUGUAUAUGACGGGUCAUGGUCUGAAUGGUUCAAAAGGGCUGCUCCUGAGCAUGUCAUCUCUGAGGGCAAGGGAAAGCAAGUGUGAUGUGGAGAUGAGCACUAAGGGAAAUACUGUUGAAUUAGUUACUGCUCAGUAGCAGGGAGGGGACACUAUGAUUCACAAAAUAAGUUACAGAUUGCACAAAAUAUGAAGGGUUUUAUUGAUUUUGACUGAAGAUUUUGGCUGAGUUGUAUGAAUGGCUCGGUGUG
Molecule: messenger RNA, 1095 nt
Organism: Coregonus clupeaformis (lake whitefish)
Lineage: Eukaryota; Metazoa; Chordata; Actinopteri; Salmoniformes; Salmonidae
Product: 3-mercaptopyruvate sulfurtransferase-like
Exons: 2
Coding region: 41-931 (296 amino acids)
Biological process (GO): transsulfuration
Cellular component (GO): mitochondrion
Molecular function (GO): thiosulfate-cyanide sulfurtransferase activity
Source: RefSeq, a predicted model, not a curated record